This is a messenger RNA of Drosophila ananassae, 351 nucleotides long. RefSeq lists its product as uncharacterized. NCBI's taxonomy places the organism in Eukaryota, Metazoa, Arthropoda, Insecta, Diptera, Drosophilidae. The record is from RefSeq and is a predicted model, not a curated record.
AUGGUUCAACCAGGUAUAGAGGGUGUGUGGCGCCAUCUGGCGUGUAGUUGCCGCAGCCGUUGACCGCGAGAGGACACGGAAGCGGAAAAGGACGCGGACGCGAACGCGGCACCGCGACCAAUAGAUUUGGCCAAGCCCAAGCGAACUGAAGACAACUACAGUUGCAGCCCGCCAAAGGCAACCGACCGGCCACAUGCAACAAUCGCAGCCACUGCGAAGCCGACUGCGACGUUGACGGCAGCAGAGGCAGAGCUGCUGGGAAAAAGGAAAACAGACAGCGGAAGCGAGCUAUUUGGUACGGAGCCGGGGACUCCGGCGACUUAUGGCCAUGUUUGUUGUACGGGUAAGUAG